This is a messenger RNA of Oryzias latipes (Japanese medaka), 2736 nucleotides long. RefSeq names its product kelch repeat and BTB (POZ) domain containing 3 (gene kbtbd3). Gene Ontology annotation, molecular function: protein binding. NCBI's taxonomy places the organism in Eukaryota, Metazoa, Chordata, Actinopteri, Beloniformes, Adrianichthyidae. The record is from RefSeq and is a predicted model, not a curated record.
UUCAACAUUUUCAUCAUCAGAACACAGUGGAUUCAUAAACAGUUGUUGUAGAACACUCCUAUCAAUUAGAUUUUCACUUUGUGAAAUCGGUUGUCAUAUUCGCUGUUAGCAAAAAAAGUAUUGAGCGUGGUGUCUGAAUUACUUUUAAAAGGGCACUACAUAGUUUACUAUAUAGUUUUUAGUAGUUAGGGAUUAGGGAGGGAAUUCGGACACAGCCUAAAGUUUUUUUUACUUUGGCUAAAAAUGGCAUGAUUGUAAUUAAGGGACUUCUAAGAACGUUUUUGAACCAAUAAACAAAUGAUCGGUGUCAAAAUGUAAAAGAAAGUUAAUAAAAUAAAAAUAGAGGAGAACCUCGAUUAGUUUAUUAAAAUGUUCAUUUAUUUGAUGCGUUACAAACAUAUCAGAUUGGGACUCAUUUUAGGGAGAUACUCAAAAUCAAAUGAAUCAAACAAACUGGUGCCCAACACAAAUCUAACUGGGACUUUCCUACUAAAUAAAAGUUGUAACAAAUUUAUAAAGGUAAACCCAUGUUGAUUAUGCAUUUACUCUAUUGUUUUCUGUAGGAUGGAAAUGUAUAUUUUAAAGCAUAACAGGUUUUAGGAAAAUAAAUAAUGAUUUUAAAAUUGUUUGACAACAAAACAUUCUUUUUAUCUUGAUAUAUUAUUAUCCUGCAGCCUCCUGUACAUUUCUCAGAACCUUGGUGGUUCGGAUGUAUUUCUUCUAUCAGCCCGCGGCACGCAUCGGUCGGGGCUGCGCUGCUCACCACAGAUAGCGAGCAACGCCAAAACAGCAAAGAUUUGGCACAAUGGCUGAGCACCCACAGCCGUGCACAGGUUCAGCAGUCUCCCACAUCUCCAGCAGCAGUAACCCUCCCUGCAGCCCGGAGCCCGGAGGCCCUCCCAAAUGCAAUGGUCUUCCAGAGAGGAGGACUCUGCUGCGCGUGUCUGAAUCCCAUGGACUGCAGCUCCUGUGCUUGCUUCAGUCCUUCAGGGAGCAGGGUUUGCUGUUUGACUUCACCAUCAAAGUCCAGGACCACAGCUUCCCGUGCCACCGCUGCGUUCUUGCAGCAUGCAGUGAUUUCUUUAGGGCCAUGUUUGAGGUGGACAUGCGGGAGCGAGGUGAUGGUUCAGUUACUUUGGGGAACCAGUGUUCUGCAGCAGUAAGUUCCUUCCUGGACUUUGCCUAUUCUGGAGAGGCCCUCAUUACCGAUGGAAACAUCGACAUGCUGUUUCAGAUUGCUUCGUUUCUGCAGGUGCCCCUCCUGUCCAGAGCCUGUAGUGACUUCCUGAUAGGAACCUUGGAUCUGGACAAUUGUCUGUCCAUCUUGUCCCUGGCUGAGGUGUACGGCUCCGCCUCUCUCCAUCAUAGUGCCAAAAACUUUGUGAUUAAAAAUUUUUCAGAUCUUUCUGAAACCCAGAACUUCUUGGAUAUGCAGGUAGAUGACUUGGAAACCUGUUUGAGGUCAGAUGCUCUGAAUAUUUCCAGUGAGGAGGCAGUCGUGGCGUCAUUUCUGAAGUGGGUUCGCCAUGAUUUGCAGGGAAGAAGGAAGCUUCUGCCACGUCUGUUGUCUCUAACCCGGCUGCAUCACCUCCCCACAUCUGCACUGAAGAGUCUUCAGGAUUCAGAGCCUCUCAUUUCCAAAGAGGAGGCCUGCCUUAAACUGUUGAUGGAGGCCCAGGUCCAAGAGGCUCAGUACAGUGGACUGCUCACAGAUGCCAGACCAGCCACCACUCAGAGCUACAUCUACAUCCACAAAACGGAGGACAAUGGAGGAGUCCGCCACACCUUUUGCUACUGUCUAGAAACUGACCAAUGGAAAGAGCUGAGCACAGACAAUGGAGAGGGAAGAGCUCUGCUGCCAGACCCACCGGGGUCUUUUCUCACUGGCUAUGCUGAGAAGAUGUUUGUGACUGGUGGUUGCCGAGGGAGCUGUUGCCGAGCGAUCCGCCUCCACGUGGCUGAACCACAGCAUGAUGCUACUGAUGAGGUUUGGUGUUUCUGCCCUGCUACCUUAACCUGCACUCCUGCGCCCUCCAUGCUGAGGCCCAGAACCAUGCACACAGCUGUCACCUGCCUGGAUCGAAUCUAUGUCAUCGGGGGACGGACAGGGGGAUCCAGAAGGGAGGCCCCCGCUCUACUGGAGGUGGAGUAUUAUAACCCUCUUACGCGGAUGUGGAGCUCUGUCAGCUCCCUCCCCAGUGCCAUCUUUUAUCCAGAGGCCAGUACUUGUGGAAGUGUUAUCUACACUCUGGGUUCAGAAGUAGAGAUCACAGAUUCCUUCAACCCCUCACUCGACUGCUUCUUCUGCUACGAUGCGGAACAAGACCAGUGGAGCCGCCUGGUGGCAGAGUUUGGCCAGUUUUUCCACGCCACUCUGGUCAAGGCUGUGUCAAUUAAUGACACACUGCACCUCUGUGACCUGUCCACCUAUAAAGUUUACAGCUUCUGCCCGGAAACCUGCGUGUGGAAGGGCCAGGGCUCAUUUGAAUGUGCUGGGUUCAAUGCUGGAGCUGUGGGUAUAGCAGACAGAAUCUACAUCCUGGGGGGAGACUACUCACCUGAUGAGAUCACAGAUGAAGUUCAGGUGUAUCACAGUGGGAGAAGUCAAUGGGAGGAAGUGGCACCUAUGCCCCGAGGGCUCACAGAGUUCCACUGUCAGCUCAUCAGCUUCAACAGAUAUAGAGACCCAUGGGGGGACGGCCACUGACUGUUAAGAAGAAACUGGAGCAAGUGUGA